This is a messenger RNA of Scutellospora calospora, 340 nucleotides long. The record is from the annotation of a GenBank genome assembly. NCBI's taxonomy places the organism in Eukaryota, Fungi, Glomeromycota, Glomeromycetes, Diversisporales, Gigasporaceae.
CAACAAACCUUUCAAGCCAGUUCAUACUGACUUUAUUUCUUUUGUUGCUAAUACCAAAAACAAAAAAACUCAAAAAAUGCUACAAAGCAUUAUUACAUCAAGUUACUCAUCGACAUUCUUAUCAAAAAUGCCAACAACCAAUUUCUUGCAAAUUGCUAAAACUUCAAUAACAACUGGUAUCUAUGCAAUAUCUUCAACCUCUCUAAUGGAUUAUGCUUCUAUUAGAAAAAAUCUCUUAGCAACAUUCCAACAGAAUCAAAUAAAACCUCUCACUAUUUCUAAUAUCAUAAUAAUAGUUCCACUUACUACUCAACCAGAAAUCAAACUACCUACUUUAACA